Molecule: messenger RNA, 802 nt
Organism: Cottoperca gobio
Lineage: Eukaryota; Metazoa; Chordata; Actinopteri; Perciformes; Bovichtidae
Product: C-C motif chemokine 22-like
Exons: 3
Coding region: 52-354 (100 amino acids)
Biological process (GO): immune response
Cellular component (GO): extracellular region
Molecular function (GO): chemokine activity
Source: RefSeq, a predicted model, not a curated record
CUUGGAGAUUAAAGGCUUUCAUCCAAACAGAAGCUCUUCUGCCUUUGAACUAUGAAGACUCUGGUGACUCUCGUACUUCUGAUCUGCUUCCUGCGUCACAGCUCUGACGCUCAGGAGGCAGCAUCAGCACCAAAGGAUGGAUGCUGUCAAGGCUACAGUCCAACACCUAUUCCUAAGAGACAAGUGAGACACGUGGGGAUGACCCCGAGUGACUGUCAUCUUAAAGCAGUUGUAAUCACAACUGUGUGUGAGAUCAAGGUUUGUGUUGAUCCUGAGUGGCAGUGGACGAAGAAUCUAUUGGCACGUUAUAAGAAGUCACUAUCCAAGUGUAGAAGAAAUGUUAAAAAGAAGUGAGAAUGCUGUUCCUUUGUGUAUCAUAAUUACAUGUAGAUUAUGUUCUUUAUGUACAUGUCUGUCUCCCACCUUAAACUGAUAAUUAACGAGAAUUAAUCAGUAACUUUGAAGGUUAAAACAUUUAAUACAACGUCUAUUAUAAUGUUCUGCUCUUUCAGCUCCCUAAAGCUGUUUAAUAUUAAUACAAAAAUAGGAAUAUAUAUAUAUAUAUGUACAGUAUAUAGGUAUAUAACAUGUUGAAUGCAAGAGUUGUAAGUAUUUCUACACUGAGAUAUUGCAAUUUUUACUUAAGUAAAAUAUCUCAAUACUUCUUCCACCACUGGAUUACAGACCCUGUGUUUUUGGUUGCCAUGUAAAUAUGUGAGCACAUGUUUGGAGAUUUCCAUAAUUAUGUUAAUGUUGAAUGUAAGUGAACCUCUGUGUUGAGCUCCAAGAAUAAAACCUGUUG